Penicillium malachiteum is the source of this 9435-nucleotide messenger RNA. Its product is annotated as membrane morphogenesis protein VPS13. Gene Ontology annotation, biological process: late endosome to vacuole transport; protein retention in Golgi apparatus; mitochondrion organization. NCBI's taxonomy places the organism in Eukaryota, Fungi, Ascomycota, Eurotiomycetes, Eurotiales, Aspergillaceae. The record is from RefSeq and is a predicted model, not a curated record. The coding region runs from base 1 to 9435 and encodes 3144 amino acids. The transcript has 4 exons. Gene Ontology annotation, cellular component: extrinsic component of membrane.
AUGUUGGAGGGUUUAGUUGCUAAUCUGCUCAACCGAUUCUUGGGCAUGUACGUCAAGAACUUCGAUGCCAAACAGCUCAACAUCGGCAUCUGGUCCGGCGAUGUCAAACUACGAAAUCUCGAAUUGCGCCGAGAAGCUCUCGAUCAGCUUCACCUCCCCUUGAAUGUGGUCGAAGGUCAUCUGGGCGAACUCACAUUGGCCAUUCCAUGGUCCAAUCUCAGAGGCAAGCCGGUUAAGGUUGACAUUGAAGAUGUCUUUCUAUUAGCGGCACCUAAGGAGGAUGCGGACUACGAUGCUGAGGAGGAAGACAAACGGGCACAUACACUCAAGAUGGAAAGAAUCGAAGGUGCUGAAAUUCUCCGAGAGCGCAAUGCCGAGGGCAUGAGUCAGGAAGAGCAGCGUCGAAACCAGAGUUUCACCCAGAGCAUGGUCACAGCUGUGGUGGACAAUUUACAAAUAUCGAUCAAAAAUGUACACAUCCGUUAUGAGGAUUCUAUCUCCUCACCGGGCCAUCCAUUCGCUGUCGGAUUGACGCUGAAGGAGCUGAGUGCUGUCAGCACUGAUGCCGACUGGAACCCAACCUUCAUUCAAUCUACCUCCGAUACUACACACAAGCUUGCAGUUCUUGGCGCCUUGUCGGUAUACUGGAACACAGAUGCAACUCUCCUGGGAACAGGACGAGGUUGUGAUAUCGGCGCAGAAGCCCAGGGAAUCGAGCACGAUGACCUCAUGGCUAAGUUGCGUGAUGGAAUCGACAAUGGUGAAGGUAACCAGUUCAUGCUUCGUCCCGUCAGUGGUCGCGCAGGCCUUGAAAUGGACAAAUCAGGCAAGUAUGAUCGCCCAGCCAUGAAAGCUCGACUGCUCUUUGAUGAGCUCGGAUUUGUGUUGGAUGAUAACCAGUACCGCGAUGCUCUGAUGCUGGUGGAUCUCUUCCAUUACUUCAUUCGCCAUCAAGAAUACAAGAGAUUUCAGCCCAAGAUCUCAGUGAAGGAGGAUCCAAAGGCGUGGAUGAAAUUCGCUGGUGAAGCAGUGCUCAGCAAGAUUCAUGAACGCAAUCGACGAUGGACAUGGGGCUUCAUCAAGGAACGCAGAGAUGACCGCAUCGCAUACAUUAGGUUGUUCAAGAAGCGAACUCGAGAAGAGGCCUUUUCACCUGAAGAGACCGAAGAGCUGGACAAAUUGGAAAGAAAGCUCAGCUACGAAGAUAUUCGAUUCUGGCGGUCAUUGGCCCGGAACCAACUGCGCAAAGAAAAUGUUGGCGUUAAAAAACCUGCUCAGCAACAAUCAUGGGGUGAAUGGUUCUGGGGCGCCAAGAAAGAGGAAUCAGAGGAACCCACCAUGACUGAAGAGCAAAGACAAGAAUUGUAUAAUGCCAUUGAUUGGGACGAAAAGAAGGCCCUAUCAGAGAGUGUCGAUGAGCCUCGUGAAUGGGUUAAGCUUCAAGUAAACUGGAGCCUGCGCGCUGGUAGUUUCACCCUUAAAAAAGAUCCUCAUGGUGCUGGAAAUGAGGUCAUGAAGCUUGUGUUCGACAACUUUCGCGCCAAAGCUCUUCAACGACCAGAUUCCUAUCUUUUAGAUCUUGACCUCGGUGGGUUGAAGAUGUAUGAUGGUACAACUCCCGGUACUCUAUAUCCCCAAAUCGUCAAGGUCAAAGACUCCCUGCCAGAGCCUACAAAGGAGAAGAGCAGCACAAAUGAUGAUGAGCUCGCCUCGAUAGCCAGCGCGGACGACAUGGUGGAUGAAGACAGCUUAUUCCACUUGCAGCUGGAGAAGAAUCCACUUGAAAGUGAUGCCGACUCAGCCGUCAAGGUCAAGUUGAAGAGUAUCGAAGUCAUCUACAAUCCCAGAUUCUUGUCGAUCGGUGCCCUUCUGGACACGGCAGGUGCCACUGUUGAAGGAUUGCGACAGCAGACUCGAGCCGGACUGGAGUUCGCCCUGCAAGAACAUAAAAAGGUUGACGCGCAGUUUGAUGUCCAUGCGCCUCUGAUUAUUGUGCCAGAGAGUAUCACCCAAGAGAGCUCGCUUUGUCUGAUUCUUGAUGCCGGUCAUGCCAGCGUGAACAGUGAGCUGGUGGAUCGGAAGGCUAUGCGAGAGCUUCAAUCUAAACAAAAACGACAAUACGAAGAGGAAGACUAUAAGCAGCUAGAACAUCUGCUCUACGAUCGCUUCCUGAUCAAGUUGGAUUCUACCCAGCUUUUGAUCGGUCCCGGAGUGGAUGCGACGAAAGCUCAGCUUAACUCUGAUGUCGAGUCUAAAAAUUUCCACAUUGUUGAUCGUAUCAACGUCGAUUUCGUUCUUGAGAUGUGCAUCGUGCCCAAGGUGACACAGCUCACUCGGACGCGUAUAUCUGGAAACCUGCCAGAGUUGCAUGCAUCUAUGUCAGACACCAAGUACAAGGGUCUGAUGAAACUGAUUGAUAUUGCAAUCCCGCAAUUCGACACCGGCAAGACCUCUGACCCGGCAGUGGCCAAGGCCAUUGAAGAAAAGGCCAAUGCUACUCGAGCCAGAUCUGCAUCCUUCCAGCCUCCAGCUUUGAGAGAUCUUCCUGUUGUUGAUGAAGAAUUCGAAGCCGACUCGGAGAGUGAAAACUCUAGAAAGAGUCUGGAAUCCAAUAAUAAUAUCCACCGCCGAGACUUUGAGUUCAAAUUCAACGUUGGCCGGCUUCGAGGUUCACUUUUCCGUUCCGAUUCACAAGAUCCUCUCAAUGAUAAAUUGCUUGUGGAGUUGAUCGCGGAGGGCUUCGAGCUUGACUUCUACAUGCGUCCGUAUGACAUGGUCGCCGAGGUUGUACUCAAGUCUUUGAGUGUGGACGAUUACAUCGAGGAGAACCCCGUUCCCGAAUUCAAGAGAAUCAUCUCAUCUAAGGGAUUCAAUGCAGAUGAAGAUAAGGAUCUCUUUCAUUUGAAGAUGGUCAGAGUAAAGCCAGAGUCGCCAGAGUUCGAGUCCACUUAUGAGGGUGUGGCCAUGAAUCUCGAUAUAUCGGUAUCGACCAUUAAUCUCGUAGUGACCAGGAAGACUCUAUUGACUCUUUUGGAUUUCAUACUUCUUACCUUUACAAGCCCACAGCAGCCAGCUGAACACGAUGCUCAAGCCCAAAGAGCAAUACAAGAGACAGUUGGUGAACUCCCAAAGCCGCCUCAAGUUGGUAAACUGCGUAUAAAGUCUAACCUCAAGAGUAUCGCUCUUAUUCUCAAUAAUGACGGUGUUCGACUAGCAACUCUGAGUCUUAACACUGCCGAUGUUGGAAUUUUCCUUGUUGGCCAAGCUAUGACAAUCCAGUCUCGCAUUGGCAGCUUGACUUUGAUCGAUGAUGUCAACUUGGGUGCACCAGAGGACUCGGAUGUACGCCGUCUCCUGGCUAUUGAAGGGGAGAACUUCGCGGAUUUCAAAUACCAGACUUUCGAUCCCGCAAGCGAGACCUAUCCUGGAUACGAUUCAGAAGUCUAUUUGCGGUCUGGUUCGAUCAAGAUCAAUUUUCUGGAAGAGCCUUACCGAAAGAUCAUUAACUUCCUGGUCAAAUUUGGUAAAAUGCAGGCGAUCUUCAAUGCGGCUCGCCAAGCUGCGGCGAAUCAAGCCAACCAGUUGCAGGAGAACGCAUCGCGAAUGCGGCUUGACAUCGUGGUCAAAACUCCCAUCUUGGUGUUCCCUCGAGUGAUGGCAGAUGACCGUCCUAGAGAUACGAUUACGGCACAUCUUGGUGAGAUCUAUGCCAAGAAUGAGUUCGUCCCUAUGGAUGAGGGCAAGGAUAGCCCGGCUGUCAACGUGAUAUCUACCGGUGUUCGCAACAUUCGUUUGACAUCCAAGUUCCAUUUCGCGGAUGACACAGAAGAAGAGCUUGAGAUGAUCCAGAAAGUCAACCUUGAUUUCAGUAUCUGCUACUUGGAGCAUCAGGCCAACAAUGCGCGUCCUGAUAUGGAGAUCGAAGGAUCAUUGUCUCCUAUCAACCUUCGUAUUUCCCAGAAUCAACUUAAAUUCCUUCUGUUGUUGUCAAAAUCAAUUCCUGGGGCUUUCGCCACAGAUGCUGAGCAGCAGGAGCUAGAGGCCCUGGAAUCUCUACCAUCUUCGGUGACUGAGCCUACGACUAAUUCCAAGGAUGCGCAAGCACAAGACCAGCAAGGAGUGACAGUGGGCAACACCACAGGCAAAGAAACCUGGGUGCGACUCGAUAUGAUCUUCAAGGUCGAUAGUGUUGGCUUGGAACUUAUUCUAGCAAAUGACAACCAACCGGUUGGGAAUUUGGAGGAUUCCAGCUUGUCAAAAUUCUCUCUCAAUGACACCAGGGUCAAACUUCGAAUGUUGACAGAUGGUUCGUUGGAGUCUGAGCUUCUCAUCCACUCCUUCUCAAUUCGUGACAGUCGUCGCCAGGAUUCUAACAAAUUCCGAAACAUUAUGUCUUUGAUCAAUAACGACGUGCAACAGCAAUUCAUGGCUAGCGUGACCAUGUCCCCUGGACCAGACAAGCACCUCAUAGCCAUGUUAACGAUAGACAGCCCUCGCAUCAUGUUUGCUUUGGAUUAUCUAUCUGCCUUGCAGGCUUUCAGCAACUCGGCUUUUGCUUCUGACAGUCCUGCGGAAGUAGUGGAGGAGGACCCAGAUUCUCCGGAGGAAUCGGAAUUGAGUUCUGACUCCGCAGCUUCAGAUAAGGGCGCAACUGAGGUCUCGGCUGGCGAGCCUGUGGCUGGAUCGACAACUGUUUCAUUCCGUGUCAAUCUGGUCGAUGCUCAGGUCAUCAUGGUUGCAAACCCUGCUAUUCCCCACUCCGAAGCGAUUGUGUUGGGAACCAAGGAGAUCCUUAUAUCUCGUCAAAAUGUCUCGACUUUGCAAGUUCAAAAGCUGGGAAUGUUCCUUUGCCGCAUGGACAAGUUUGAAACUAGCCGUCUGCGCAUUCUUGACGAUUUUACAGUUGAGACAUCGGUUGAUAGCCGCGCUCAAGAAAAGGGAUCUGCCCUAACUUCAAUUGAGGUUCAUUGCGAGCCUCUAGUAUUGAGAUUGUCUCUACGAGAUAUCCUGAUGGCAAUUCAAAUCGUCAACAAGGCCUCUGAAUUGCGAGCGCAGAAUGCUCAACGGCUCGAGGGCGGCGAGGCAAAGAAAAUUACCGAUGGCAAAAGCGCAAGAGCUCGUUCGAGCAGCAAAGCAUCGUCGACGUUGGCCCACAGGACCCGUCGUCGUAUCAGCCAGACCAUCGAACCACCAGUUGAUAGUGCAGCUCCUCAAAGUUCUGCUGUUCUCAACCGCGAAGAGCUUUCGGCUAAGAUCGAUGGCCUUCGUGUCAUCCUCAUUGGUGACCUACAUGAUCUGCCAUUACUUGAUUGGAGCGUCAAGAAGUUCAAUGUCGAUAUACGUGACUGGUCAUCGACCUUGAGUCUUGACGCGAAUUUCGAUACCUUUGUCAAUGUCUUUAAUUUCUCCAAGUCGGCCUGGGAGCCUCUGAUUGAGCCCUGGCAAUUUGGUUUCCACAUGGCGAAGGAGACUAACCCGGACAUCUUUUCAAUUGAUGCUUACUCUCAUAAAAACAUGGAGCUCACAUUGACUUCGGCAACUAUUGCACUUGCCUCUAAAUCCUUCCAAUUCCUGAAUACCGAUGAGGAUGUCCUUUCCAAGCCUCGAGGCGCAGAUGCCCCCUACAGGAUUCGCAACUACACCGGCUUUGACCUUCGUGUGUGGGCGGAGGCAACAGCGGGUGGAGAUGGCCCAGCUGCUAAAUUGGUCGAUGGAGAAGAAUAUCCCUGGCGAUUUGAAGAUUCGACAGCCAUUCGUGAGACUCUUUCCCCUGAGGGCCAGGGUGGAAUUGUGGGUAUCAAGCUGGAAGGAAGUGGGUUCGACAGCAUUGACCGUAUUCCUGUUGUCCGCGAAGGUGAAGUUCUGUACAGCCUGAAACCAAAGCGAGAUGAUGUUCUUCACAGGUUGCUUGUGGAGGUCAAGCUUGGACCUGAUAAUGUCAAAUACAUCACCUUCCGCUCACCCCUUCUUGUGGAAAACAACACCCAAAUUCCCGUGGAGCUGGGUGUGUUCAGCCCUGACGAUGGCCAUCUUCUCAAGAUCGAAAAGAUUCUGCCUGGUGACGCUCGUCCAGCACCAGUUGGGUCAGCAUAUCUUCAUUCAGUUGUCAUCCGUCCCGACCAAGGAUUUGGAUACGAUUGGUCGAACGAGCGUCUCUUCUGGAAGGAACUUAUUCGUCGCCCAACACGAACUAUCAAAUGUGUCAGUGACAGCGGUCAGCAGUCGCCUCCUUUCUAUUUCCAGGUGAAUGCAACCAUCGAUGGCAAGGGUUCGCUCACGACCUCUUACCCUUACAUGAGGAUCCGGAUUUUCGCUCCAGUGGAGAUUCAGAACCUGCUGCCAUAUGACUUCAAGUACCGCAUCUAUGACAAGAACACCAAAAAAGACUGGACGAACUUCUUGAGGAAGGGAGGUGUAAGCCCGGUUCACGUCGUUGAGCUAUCCCAUCUUCUUCUCCUGAGCAUUGAUCUUGAGGAUACUAUCUUCCGACAAAGCGAAUUUGCGAUUGUCAACGGAAACUCGCAAGACUACCGCAGGGAGCAUACGCUAUCUUUGAAGGAUGAGCGAGGUCUUCAGUUGAAACUGAAGCUUCACUAUUUCAACAUCCCCAACAGUGGUGGUGCCUUCAAGGUCUCAAUCUAUAGUCCCUACCUCUUGUUGAACCAGACUGGUCUCCCUAUGGACAUUCAAAGCAAGGCAUUCCUCCAAGCUGCCCGCAAUGCUGCUGGCCAAGGCCUUAGAGUCGACCCAAGAGAUGGUGGUCGCGCUCUGCCAUACAUGUACUCGUACAACAGCGGGGACCAGAAGAACCGGUCUAUCUUGAAGGUCGGUGACUCCGCAUGGAGCAAACCCCAGACCUUUGAGGCCGUUGGAAGUACAUUCGAGGUCGUUUUCCCUGAUCAACAGGAUAGAUCUGAGUUCCACGCCGGAGUAUCUGUGGCUGAAGGCGAAGGCAAAUACAAGAUGACGAAGGUGGUGACGAUUACGCCGAGGUUCAUUCUGAAGAGCAAGCUUACCGAAGAUAUUUUGGUUCGUGAGCCCGGGUCAUCAAACGUGCUUGAGAUCAAGAACGGAGAAUUGGUUCCGCUUCACUUCCUUCGACAAGUUCAGGAAAAGCAGCUCUGUUUAUGCUUCCCUGGCGUGAACAAUCAAUGGUCUUCUCCAUUCAACAUUGCCGAUGUUGGCACUGUCCACAUCAAACUGUCUAAGGCUGCGAACCAGCGUCAAAAGUUGAUCAAGGUUGAUGUCAUAUUAGAGGGUGCUACCAUAUUCCUGCAUCUCAACUUUGAGUCUCGCAACUGGCCGUUCUCGAUGCGAAAUGAAAGUGAUGUGGAGUUCAUCUUCCACCAAGCCAACCCCAACCUAGAUGACGACGAAGAAGACCACUCAAGUGGCUGGCGUCCAAUCCGCUAUCGCCUACCACCUCGAAGUAUCAUGCCUUACGCGUGGGACUACCCAGCCACAAAGAACAAAUCUCUUGUUCUGACAAGUCAAGGCAAGGAGCGGCACAUUAAGCUUGCUGAAAUUGGUAACCUGAUCCCAAUGCGUAUCCCACCGUCGAGAGCGGGUGAAUACCAGAGAAUUGUUGACAUUAACAUUAUUGCUGACGGACCUACGCAAACACUGGUUCUCUCCAACUUCAAGGCUUCCAAGAGUAUCUACAAGCAACAGAAGAACCAGUCCUCGCAAACAAGCAUGAGUACAGGGUUCGAGGUCAAGGAGCUGGAUUCGGAUGUCAACUUCAAGGCUCAGCUUCGACUUGGUGGAGUUGGUAUCUCUCUCAUCAAUCAGAACUUGAAGGAGCUUCUUUACCUCACUUUCCGCGAGAUCGAGAUCAAAUAUCGGGAAUCUCGAAUCUACCAGACCCUUAACACCACCAUCAAGUGGAUUCAAAUCGACAACCAGCUUUACGGAGGCAUUUUCCCGAUUCUCUUGUACCCCAGUGUGGUUCCUAAGACCGGCAAGGAGAUGGAGGCCCAUCCUAUUUUCCAUGCCAUGGUUACAAGAGUGAAGGAUGAUUCAUAUGGUGUGCUUUACAUCAAGUAUGCGACCUUGCUUCUGCAGCAGAUGACCCUGGAGUUGGACGAGGACUUUGUCUUUGCUAUGCUCGACUUUGCCAAGAUCCCCGGGGCUUCCUGGACUGAGGAACAAGAGGGUAAGCUGUGUGAUGAGAAUCUGAACAUCCCAGAGCCUCAACAGAGUGAAGCCGGUCAGGAUGUAUACUUUGAGCUUCUUCACUUGCAGCCUAUGCAACUGGACAUUUCCUUCAUGCGGACGGAACGAGUCAACGCUGAAGAUGGUGCCAUGCAGCCUUCAAACCCCCUCAUGUUCAUUGUCAAUGUCAUGACCAUGUCGAUGGGCAAUGUCAAUGAUGCUCCCAUUCGUCUUAAUGCCCUUAUGCUGGAAAAUGCUCGUGUCUCCUUUGGAAGACUUGUUAACAAUGUUCGUGCCCACUAUACACAAGAGUUCGUCCGCCAAGUGCACAUUAUUCUGGGAUCUGCCGAUUUCCUGGGUAACCCGGUCGGUCUGUUCAAUACCGUCAGCUCUGGUGUCGCAGAUAUCUUCUACGAGCCAUAUCAGGGUUUGGUCAUGACUGAUCGACCUCAAGAGCUGGGUGUUGGUAUUGCGAAGGGUGCCACCAGCUUCGUCAAGAAAUCCGUUUUUGGUUUCUCGGACAGUAUGGCCAAGCUUACCGGAAGUAUGUCCAAGGGUCUUGCUGCUGCGACUCUCGACAAGGAAUUCCAAGACCAACGCCGCAUGUCCAAGUCUCGGAACCGUCCGAAGCACGCACUCUACGGAAUCACAGCUGGUGGGAAUGCUUUCGCGAACAGUUUGGCCAGUGGUAUCGGCGGUCUUGCACGUCAUCCACUCCAAGGUGCGGAGAAGGAAGGAGUGGCAGGAUUCUUCAAGGGCGUUGGAAAGGGUGUCUUGGGUCUAGCCACCAAACCCGCCAUUGGAGCCUUCGAUCUCGCCUCCAACCUUGCAGAGGGAGUCCGAAACACCACUACAGUCUUCGACGCAGAAGGUCUUGAUCGUGUUCGACUGACUCGCUUCAUUGGCACAGACGGCAUCGUUCGACCAUACUCUCAACGUGAAGCUCUCGGUCAGUUCUGGCUAAAGACCGCUGAUGAUGGGAAGUUCUUCACUGAGGACUAUAUUGCGCACCUGGAGCUUCCUGGUCGCGAUAUGCUGGUCAUGUUGACUUACGCACGGAUCAUGCUCGUGCGCACGAAGAAACUGUACACUGAAUGGGAUAUCCGUCUCACAGAUAUUCAAACCAUUUCCAAGGAGCGAACUGGUAUGAGUAUCACACUCAAGGGUGGCGCCAACGGUCCUUUCAUACCCGUCCAGGAUGAGAGUUCUCGAAAUUGGCUGUACAGACAGAUUGCUGUUGCGGUCAAUGCCUUCAACGAGAAGUAUAAUGUUCGUGGAUAG